Hypoxylon trugodes is the source of this 849-nucleotide messenger RNA. RefSeq lists its product as uncharacterized. The record is from RefSeq and is a predicted model, not a curated record. The transcript has 4 exons. Bases 1 to 849 code for a protein of 282 amino acids. Lineage: Eukaryota; Fungi; Ascomycota; Sordariomycetes; Xylariales; Hypoxylaceae.
AUGGUUCUUGUUUACCACGAUCCCCAGGACAAUCGUCCUACUUCGUUCCUAAACCCCCGCGCUCCUCCGUACACGCCAACCCACACACCAGUCAAUGGUGUUCCCGCCAGCAGCAUGCUGCUGGUGAACGCGGAAUGGGUUCACUGCCAGAACCAGCUCUGCAGCAUCAUGCCCGAGGCGCGUGUCCUAGCCGCCAUCGGCGACCUGAUCGCUGGUGUCAAGGACGAAGACGGCAAUCUUCGCGUCUACCAGGUCCCCGAGAUGAAGGAGAUCUUCUACGUGUACGCCCAGGGCGCUCGUCGCUCUUUCGACCUCAGCAAGCACCUUGGACCUGUUGUCGUUAAUCGUGUCUUCGCACACAAUUUACUUCAGCGUUACAACGUUGAGGAUCGAAGCGACCGUCGCCUCUUCCACCUUGAAGAGCUGGAGAAUCUGACCCAUUACUUCGACGGACUCAUUCGACGAAUUUUGUUCGCCGAACAAUAUGGUGUAUUCACCAUCAAUCACGUUCGUCCUGCUAUGCAGUCGCAGAACAACGAGGGAAACGCGACUCUGUCUUCCGACGCCCAAUUCUCUAUCGUUCGUACCGUUCCCUUCAUGGGUCUUCGCAUUGACGCCGUCGAGCGUGAAGUCAAGCACUGCCUCGUUGAGAUGCACCGUUCAUUGGUAAUCGCUCCCCAACAAUCGGCCAAGCAUCACCGGCGCACCUGCGCACCCAAGAUCCCAAUCGUUUUCGAACACGCAAUUGCCGCCGACCACAUUAACGACGCACUUGCCGACACUUGCUCUACCGAACCGGAUACUGCAUCGGAGAUCCUGUUGUCCAUCGAAAGGGAUAACGAGCCAUGA